CUGAACAUCAUUCCUGCUCUGUCGCCUGUUUCCUGAACUGCGCAUCACCACCACCAUUCGAGCCUCCAGUCUCCAUCCCCAUUCCCUUUCCCGCAACUACUAGUGUACAACAGCCCGAUCUCGAAACGCCGGAUCUCGAUUGAUAUCCCCUUUGCCGAAUUCCGGAUUCCGAACAACCAGAGAAACAUUCCAAGGAAUCGAAACGACGGGCGGCGGCGUUAACCCCCACACCAGUUCUUCAUCAUGUCGAGUAACAGGAAUUACGAUUUUCUGAUCAAGCUGCUCUUGAUCGGAGACUCGGGCGUUGGCAAGUCCUGCUGUCUGUUGCGCUUUAGCGAAGACUCAUUCACACCGUCAUUUAUCACCACCAUCGGUAUCGACUUCAAGAUCCGCACAAUCGAACUCGAUGGCAAGCGGGUGAAGCUACAGAUAUGGGAUACCGCCGGUCAAGAGCGUUUCCGUACCAUCACGACGGCAUACUACAGAGGCGCCAUGGGCAUUCUUCUCGUUUACGACGUGACGGAUGAAAGGUCAUUCAACAAUAUCCGCACCUGGUUCGCCAACGUGGAGCAACACGCGACGGAAGGAGUCAACAAGAUUCUCAUUGGAAACAAGUGCGACUGGGAGGAAAAAAGGGCGGUUUCCAAGGAACAGGGCCAAGCGCUAGCCGACGAACUUGGCAUUCCCUUCCUCGAGGUUUCGGCCAAGGCGAACAUCAACAUCGAAGAGGCCUUCUUCAGCCUCGCCAACGACAUCAAGAAGCGCAUCAUCGACACAUCCGGCAAAGAGGCUUCUGGCGGCUCGUCGGGCGUGAACGUCAGCGACAACAGCGGGUCAGGAUCCGGCGGCAAGUGCUGCUAAGCCAAACGGGUAUCAGUUGUGUGGCGGCGGAACCCGACCCCGGAGCUCGCGGGGAAAAAAAAAGGCCCACUGACAAUCACGAUGGCGAUACGAGAUCCGAUUUAUCCUCCCCAAGUAUGGAUGACAGCAGUCUGGCCUCAUUCAGUUCUAUCUUGGCUACAGCCUACGUCUAUCGAACAUGCACCUGUCUUCCUGCGGGCCACCAACAUGCACGGCCGGGUCUACCGCAUGGAAACAAAGAGGCGGUGUAGGGGAGAAAGAAGGUAUCUUCGGUCACAAGACUUUAUUAUGGCUGUCAUGAAGCUAAAGUCCAAGAGGAAAAGACGGCUUUAGUUAUUCUGGAGGGCUCAUUGAAAACCCCUUUCUUGUCACUCGGGAGCAGCAGGGAGGAGCGGCGCGGAUGAUGCGACGCGUGCUCAUUUUCCGCUUAUCGCUAUUGGGUCUGUUAUUAUUGCGCUGUAGAACCAGUGGAUGGUAGGAUGGAUAGGCUAGGGAGCUGAGGACAUCAACGACGAUACGGAGACAUGUGAGUAUUACGACCGGCUUGAUCGAUAUAGAUGGAUUGAGGUUGGGUUGGCAGCAUGGACGAGGGGCAGAGAGCGAAACGAAACAUUCUGGUCACGGAGUUUGGGUGCGAUCUUUGGCUCUUCCUAAUAUAUUUCAUUUUCUUCUCUCUUGACUGUUUCCCCUUUGUUCUUCUCUUUCUGGUUUGUAGAUUUCGUGCGCAGCCCCCCCCUUCUAGCUGUAUUUCCAAAGUAUGACGAUACGACACCCAUAAAACAAAACAUAGAUAGAUAUUCCCUGAAAAGAUGGGGACGCCCUGGUCAACCAUGGCUAGUGUAGAGUAUCAAGACGUAUGACGUGAGCGAUAACAUUGUUGACAU
This is a messenger RNA of Neurospora tetrasperma FGSC 2508, 1745 nucleotides long. RefSeq names its product GTP-binding protein SAS1. The transcript is spliced from 3 exons. Gene Ontology annotation, molecular function: GTPase activity; GTP binding. Gene Ontology annotation, biological process: protein secretion; regulation of exocytosis; protein localization to plasma membrane. Lineage: Eukaryota; Fungi; Ascomycota; Sordariomycetes; Sordariales; Sordariaceae. Gene Ontology annotation, cellular component: plasma membrane; endosome. The record is from RefSeq and is a predicted model, not a curated record. Bases 244 to 861 code for a protein of 205 amino acids.